Salvelinus namaycush (lake trout) is the source of this 7144-nucleotide messenger RNA. RefSeq names its product 1-phosphatidylinositol 4,5-bisphosphate phosphodiesterase eta-1-like. Gene Ontology annotation, biological process: lipid metabolic process; phosphatidylinositol-mediated signaling. The transcript has 23 exons. Lineage: Eukaryota; Metazoa; Chordata; Actinopteri; Salmoniformes; Salmonidae. The record is from RefSeq and is a predicted model, not a curated record. Bases 156 to 5999 code for a protein of 1947 amino acids. Gene Ontology annotation, molecular function: phosphatidylinositol-4,5-bisphosphate phospholipase C activity; calcium ion binding.
AGGGGAACAGGAUAUUAUUGAUGUGCUUCAUGACAUUGAAGACAGGAACCUGAAGGAAUAUUUUUGUGUUCAAUAGAUGUUCAUAUUUUAUUAGAAGUUGAUUCGGGACAGAUCGGACUAACGCAUCCCAUUGCACCCUCCAUCAUCCAUCCAUCAUGAGUUCCUGGGUUGUGAACAGGAAAGGAGGGCUGCGGUACUGCCACCACUUCCUUACAGACAACAGCAUCUUUCAUGUGGAGCGAUGUAUGAGUGCCAUGCAGUCAGGGACCCAGAUGGUGAAGUUGAAGGCUGGUUCCAAGGGGCUGGUGAGACUGUUCUACCUGGACGAACAUCGCUCCUGUAUCCGAUGGAGACCCUCACGCAAGAGCGAGAAGGCCAAGAUCACCAUUGAUUCGCUGUACAAGGUGACGGAGGGCCGUCAGUCAGACAUCUUCCACCGCCAUGCGGAGAACAGUUUCGACCCAGCCUGCUGUUUCACCGUUUAUCAUGGCAACCACAUGGAGUCCCUAGACCUGGUGACCUCUAACCCUGAGGAGGCUCGGACCUGGAUGACAGGAAUACGAUACCUGAUGGCUGGCAUCAGUGACGAGGACUCACUGGCCAAACGACAACGCACACACGACCAAUGGAUGAAGCAGACGUUUGAGGAGGCUGAUAAGAACGGGGAUGGUCUGUUGAACAUGGAGGAGAUCUACCAGCUACUGCACAAGAUGAACGUCAACCUGCCCCGCAGGAAGAUCAAACACAUGUUCCAGGAAGCGGACUCGGAUGACCAACAGGGCACGUUGACAUUUGAGGAGUUCAGUGUGUUUUAUAAGAUGAUGUCACUGCGGCGGGACCUGUAUCUGCUGCUCAUGGGAUACAGCGACAGGAAGGACCACCUGACUGCUGACGAGCUGGCCAACUUCCUGCUCAACGAACAGAAGAUGGUGAAUGUGACUACAGAGUACUGUUUGGAUGUCAUCGAAAAGUUUGAGCUGUCUGAAGAGAACAAACAGAAAGGCAUUCUGGGAAUUGAGGGUUUCACCAGUUUCAUGCGCAGUCCCACGUGUGAUGUGUUUAACCCUGAACACCAUGAAGUGAACCAGGACAUGGAUCAGCCUCUGAGUAGCUACUACAUCUCCUCGUCUCAUAACACCUACCUGACGGGAGACCAGCUGCUUUCUCACUCCAAGACAGACAUGUACGCCUGGGUACUACAGGCUGGCUGCCGCUGUGUGGAGGUGGACUGUUGGGAUGGUCCUGAUGGAGAGCCCAUGGUCCAGCAUGGUUACACGCUGACCUCCAAGAUCACCUUCAAGUCUGUCAUAGAGACCAUCGACAAAUACGCCUUCAUCAACAACCAGUACCCAGUGAUCCUGUCCAUAGAGAACCAUUGUAGCAUCCAACAACAGAAGAAGAUAGCCCAGCACCUCAGAGAGAUCCUGGGAGACAAGCUGGACCUGGGAGAGGCUCUCCGCAGAGACUCUAUACAGCUACCCAGCCCCCACUGUCUACAGGGGAAGAUACUCAUCAAGGGGAAGCGUCUCCCUACCUACCUGUCUGUGGAUGUUGAGGAGGGGGAGGUGUCAGAUGAUGACGACAGUGCUGAUGAGAUUGACGACAACUUUAAACUGAAGAACAGCAAUAGUAAUGGUAACCACCAAGUGGAAAGUUACAUCAGGAAGAAGCUGGACUCUCUGUUGAAGGAGUCUCAGAUUGGAGACAAGGAGGACACAGACAGCUCCAGCAUCAGAGCUCUGCUCAGAGCCACACACGUGGGCCUGCAGAAGAACCUACCGAAUCCCAAAGAGGGACUUAAAAAAUCCCAAAGUCGAUCAUUCAUCAGCAACAUCAAGCAAAAGAGACACUCUAAAUCCAGGCUGAAGUCCCAGAGUACGGAUGGAGAGGAGGAAGGACAGGAGACCUCUGGGAGAGAGGCGGGAGGACAGAUCACCAGGGGAGGGAGGAAGAGGAAGACGAUGAAGCUGAGUAGAGAUCUGUCAGACCUGGUUGUUUUCACUAACUCUGUGGCCUCUCAGGAGGGACUGGACGACAGUACUCCGGGGAAUGUUCUGUCGUUCAGUGAGACUCGUGCCCAGCAGCUAGUGAACCACAGAGCUGAGCGCUUCCUGUGUUUCAACCAGCGACAGCUGUCUAGAAUCUACCCGUCAGCCUACCGUAUAGACUCAUCCAACUUCAACCCUCAGCUCUACUGGAACGUGGGCUGUCAGCUGGUGGCUCUGAACUACCAGACGGAGGGCCGGAUGAUGCAGCUGAACAGAGCCAAGUUCAUGGUGAACGGUGGCUGUGGUUACGUCCUCAAACCUCCACCCAUGUGUAAAGGCUCGUUCAACCCGUUCAGUGACGACCCCCUCCCUGCCUACCCCAAGAAACAGCUGGUGCUGAAGAUCAUCAGUGGACAGCAGCUUCCCAAACCACCAGACUCUAUGCUGGGGGACCGAGGAGAGAUCAUUGACCCGUUUGUAGAGGUGGAGAUCAUCGGCCUGCCAGUGGACUGCUGCAAGGAGCAGACUCGAGUAGUGGACGACAAUGGUUUUAACCCUGUGUGGGAGGAGAACCUGUCCUUUACCCUCCACAUGGCGGAAGUGGCUCUGGUGCGUUUCCUCGUCUGGGACCACGACCCCAUCGGACGGGACUUUGUGGGCCAGAGGACAGUCGCCUUCAGUAGCCUGAUGCCAGGUUAUAGACAUGUGUACUUGGAGGGGUUGACUGAGGCGUCAAUCUUUAUCCACGUAUCAGUUCAUGACAUCUAUGGGAAGGGUCGUCAGCUGCGAGGCAUCAGAGGCUUGUUCAACAGGUCCUCUAAGUCGUCAGUAGACACCAGCUGUGGUUCGGCCCUCAGGAAACGCUCCAUCAGUGACCACCUCCUCCGACGCACCGCCAGCGCCCCCGCCAACCGACGCAAGAAAACCAAGAUGAAGCUCGCUGAGUCCUCCACCUCCAUAUCGGACCGCAAGGCCUCCAUAUCAGACAGCAAGGACAGAGUGUGGGCCGGGGCAGGGGCUGGGGCGGAGGGGUCCCGGAACAGGGAAAGGGACAUGGAGGGGGUAAUGGUGGAAAGAUGCCCAACACCCCUCACCCACAGGCCCAUCUCCAUGCCCCUGGAGAGACUACUGCAGGGACAGCUCUCCCUCUGCUCCCCCAACCAGGAGCAGACUGACCUGGGUGCAGACACACUCAUCGGAACCUCCCCCUUUAACCAGCCCAGGUCCCACUCUGUGGAACUCAUCGUCGAAUCAUUUGCCUCACUUGAGCACAAAGUGUCCACCCCUUCCACCAAUCACAACAACGCACAGGAUAACACCACAGAGUCUGACCAAUCCGAUGAGACCUACCUGGUCAUUGGCCGAGGAGGAGGAACUGUAGAUGAUGACUCCAAAGACCAAUCACAGGACAGAGUCAACCCACCCAGUAAAGCUGAGGAUGUUUCUUCUCGCCAAAGGACGUUGUGUCACCUCAGCAGCUCAACAGAGACAGAGAGCAACUGUUUACACGUACCUACUGAGAGCAGACCAGAGACAACAUUACUUAGUACAACAAACACACCAGCUACUUCCUCCUCUCCUUCAUCCUCUUCCCCUGAGCCCCCCAUCUCCCUACUGAAUGUGGACCGGUCCGAUCUGCAGAGCCCCGUCCCCCUACAGGACAGCAUCAUCUCACAACUCAUUGACACCGUAUCCCUUGGCAACGACACCACCUACGGGUCUAUUUCCGCUCUGAUUGGUCAGUUUGACAUCACCGGCGACCAGAAUGAUUUCACAAUGAACUCUGACCCCCACGCCCUCAGUGUCAUGUCCUGUCUGUCCCAUCCUGCUGUCUGGGACUCCAGCACACCCUAUAAGGUCACCAUAGACUAUACCACCCGAUAUAAUGACCCACAGACCACCACCUCCCCCCGCAAGGCAAUGAACGGACCUAUCACUCCUCGAAAGGCAAGCCAGACCCCUAACCACGCAAGCCAGAACCUACUCCCACCCCACCCCAAGACCUCCCACACAGACCCCUCUGCCCCCCUUCUCUUCUCCAGUCCUGAGACCACGGAGCUGGAAGAGGUCUAUACCAUCCUGGAUGAGGAGGUCUUGUCUCCAGUCUCUGUCUACAACCUGAGGAAGCAGACCAUCGGCAACAGCCAGGCUGACUCUGAGGAGAGCACACCCAUGGGCAGCCUGGAGCCUUCCCCAGCCAAGGUGCCGCCUCUCCUGGGGGUAGAAGGCAAUGGCAGCUGGGUGGGCUCAUGGAGGGGUGUGGUGGAGGAGACAGGAGAGGGCUACGGGGGUGACUGUGAUCCUAAAGGGUUGGGGUCAGUGGGAGAGUGGGGGUUGUCGUGGGGUUACGGGUUCCCGUCCAACAACAGCACAGUAUCUGACCAAUUCCUGUUGUGCCAUGACACGGAAGGAAGUAGUCUGAUGGAGGUGGAAAUUAACGUGGACGAGGAUCCACUGGAGAUGACCCUGACAUUACCGAGACACAACCAUACCUGGGGCGCUACCAGCCCAACCAAAUGCUACGCUGCUCCCCAAAGCCAGCUUACCCAACUAUACCCCUAUCCCCGGCAUGCACCCCAACUCCAGCUCUCCCAGUGUCCUUCACCCCUCAAACAGCCCUCACACCAGCCCUCCCCUCGCCAAGCCCCAUCAAUAACCCCUCAAACUCAGCCCUCCCCCUGCAAAGGGCCCCCCAUCCCCAGCCCCCUCCUCCUGAACAGCCACUCCUCCACCCAUUGCAAACACAUUACAAGAGCCUUCACCCAGCAGCACAGUUACAGUGGUCCCACCCAGUCCCAGACCAGGGGCUACCAGGGUGGGACAGGGGAAGGACAGGGUCAGGGAGAAGCGUCAGCCUGCUUCCAGAAUGUGUUCUCCUCCUCAGGGUGUCUGUCUGUUGUGUCUGGUCCAAGGUUUGUUAGCCUCCCCAGAGACAGAGGCCUGUACUCCCUCAGCUCAGACUGUAGUGUGGACUACAGCCAGCAAGACUACGACUGCUUCAGACCCUCCACUGCCUCGGCCUCCCACUACACCCAGCCCCAACCCCAGCCCCAAUCACACACCCAGCCCCUUCCCCAGGCCCAACCCCAACCCAAAUCAGACACCCAGCUCCAACCCCAACCCCAAUCAUAUACCCAGCUCCAACGCCUGACCCAAGCCCAACCCCAAUCAGACACCCAGCCCAAGCCACAAACCCAGCUCCAACCCCAAUCUGGUCGCCCAUCACUGCCCCUUUUGGGCUCCACCCUCACCCCUCCUCUACCUAUCCUCAGACCAUCCACAGCCCCCAGCCCCUGCAAGUCCAAGUCUCUGGGUGACCUGACAUCAGAGGACAUCUCCUGCAACUUCCACAGCAAGUACAACAUUAUCAGCCGCAGCUUUAUUACCCCCUGUAUGAAGGAGCGGAGGAGGAUGAGGGGCCUGGGGGGUCUGUCUCAACGGCUGCAGUCUGCAGACCCCCUCACUGAGCAGUUACGCAAACUAGUCACCCUAGAGGGGGAUGACAGAGACCGGGACAGACCCCAGUCUCCCCAGCUUACCCAGUUACCUCAGUUACAGAUACCCCCCGAACCCUUCAUACCCCCAUCAGGCUCCUGCCGCUCCUCAAACUUUGUCCCUGACUCCCAGGAGGACUCCCCGCCCCUCCUCCAUCGCCGUCUCUCCUCUCGGAGCCAGAGCCGUGUGCGUCACAUCAACAAUCGCGCUCGAGAGAGGCAGCGGGAGGCUCUGAAGUCCCGGGACAUGAGCGCCCCCUCCAGCGUGGGAGGGGUAGUGCUGCGUGCUAAAGUAGCAGCAGGUCAGAACCCCCCAGCUAACAGACACUCCACAGGCUCCUACAUAGCGGGCUACCUGGACCAGCUGGAGGACAGGGGUCUGCCUGAGGGGGGGUGCACCACACUGGGGUAUGGAUUUGGAGAUCACUAUGGUGAUCAUUAUCAUGAUGACUCUUUGCUGCCCACAGACUUCUGUAUACAAUCAGAACCGGAGGUCUACUUCCUGCUCAGACUCUGAACCCACUUCCUGGUUAUCACCUACAUAGAAUGAUGUAUAAUGUACUUCCAAAAUGCAGCAAAUCAGCUUCCUACUUAGGACAGAGGAAAAAAACAUAUAUCCUGGUUGGGCUGUCCAGUAAUACUUUCAGAUAUAAAGUCAACUACCUGAUUGGGUCUGACAGUCUUGACUGUAAAUGUAAAUGUUUUUUGUUCUUCUUCAUGUCCUGAUCAGAAUGUUCUUUAAAUGUAGUUUGGAACAGACUGUUAUUAAACUACUUCCUACUUUGAUUGUACCCAUUUCCUGUCCUGUCUGUUCCUGUAAUUCUACUUCCUAUUCAAGCUAACGCCAUCUACUAUAAAGCAGAAAAUAAGGAAACUUUACAAAUGUGUUUAACUCUGAAGGGAAGUGUUGUCUUGGUCUUUGUACAUUUUAAAUGUGUAUUAGUAUUAUCAGAGGCCCACAGACAUCAAUGCAAUGUCUAUUCCACGUUAGUUCAACAUUGAAAUGACGUGGAGACAAUGUUGAUUCAACCAGUGUGUGCCCAGUGGGGGACGGACCACUUUUAAGGGAUGGGAUCUGUUUCAUCAAAGAUCUUCCUCAAGUGUUCCUUCUCCUCUGACUGUCCUCUGUGUGCUGGUGUCGUUGGUACUUAUUCUGCUGUAGAUUAGUUUUUAAUUUAAGGUGUUGUCAUUUAGUUGUGCUGUUUUCUGCAUGUUAAAUGUCCAGCAUGACUAUGCAUCGAUCUGUAGACAUCACAGUGUACUACUAUCUUUUCACAGAAUAAGUAAUAGUGGGAUUGGAUGAAAUACUCAGACUUCUUGCUUGCUCUGACCUCUCACUUUCUAAGCUCUUAAACAUGAUCACAUAUUUGUAACUUUUUUGAGUUUAAAUGCUUGAAUUUUUUUUACAGUUAAUUUCAUACAGGCUGCAAAAAAAAAGGGGGGAAAUUGGGGGCUGGUUAUUAAAAAAAUGAGAAAUGUUUACAAGAACUGAAACACACAGUGGAAUAGGUAGAUAAGGGUUUUUCGACUGGCCCAAGUGGCAUGUUUUUAUUCUUCUUUUCAGUGUUAAACCCAUCCUUUUUUCUUUGUAUGGUCACUCGGAACAUUACUGUGAGCAUUUUCCUACUGAUGUAAUAAAAUUCAUAAAACAUUUGACUUGAA